AGAGAGCCGCCAGCCCAAUACACUAUUUAUUUAUCCUUUAAAUAUCUCAAAAAGAAAAACCUUCUUUGAAGCAAAACACACACAGAAUUGGGAAAUGAAAGUAUGGUGGUGGUGUUGAUGAUCUCCUAAAGCACCUUCUUUCUCACGUCAAUCCUUUAUAUUCUCUCUCUAUUUCUUUGUCUAUAAAUAUAAAGUCCAUAUCUUUUAUACCAGUACUUUGUCCUUCUUCUCUGCCAAUACAUAUAAUCUCCAGUACUCAAUUGUAUCAUCAGUUUUCACUUCCUUUCAUUCUCCUCCUUCUUUAGUUUUAUAUUGGUUAACAAACAUAUUGAUGGGGGAUAGUAAUGUGAACUUGCCACCUGGCUUUCGGUUCUACCCAACAGAUGAAGAGUUGGUUGUUCAUUUUCUCCACCGCAAGGCUGCUCUCUUACCUUGCCAUCCAGAUGUCAUUCCUGAUCUUGGUCUUUACCCUUAUGAUCCUUGGGACUUGGAUGGAAAAGCAAUGGCAGAAGGAAAUAAAUGGUAUUUCUAUAGCAGGAGAACACAGAGUAGAAUCACUGAAAAUGGAUACUGGAAAUCAUUGGGAGUUGAUGAACCAAUAUUCUCAAGUUCGAGUGAUGACAAUGUUGGCAUGAAGAAAUACUAUGCUUUUAACAUUGGGGAACCACCUGAAGGUGACAAAACCAAUUGGGUAAUGCAAGAAUUUAGUCUUUGUGACUCUUCUUCUGCUUCUGGAAGUAGUCGUUCAUCUUCUAGAAGAAGAAGCCAUUCCAAAAUUGACUAUAGUAAAUGGGUAAUUUGUCGUGUAUACGAGCGCAACUGUGAUGAUGAUGACGAUGGUGGCACGGAGCUUUCAUGCUUGGAUGAAGUUUUUCUAUCACUAGAUGAUCUUGAUGAGAUUAGUUUGCCGCACUAGCCACCUAGCUACUUCAUUAUUAUUGUAUAAUUAGAUCCAUUAAGCUAGGAUCUAAUUAAC
Lycium ferocissimum is the source of this 976-nucleotide messenger RNA. Its product is annotated as NAC domain-containing protein 104-like. Gene Ontology annotation, molecular function: DNA binding. Gene Ontology annotation, biological process: regulation of DNA-templated transcription; system development. Bases 332 to 916 code for a protein of 194 amino acids. The record is from RefSeq and is a predicted model, not a curated record. Lineage: Eukaryota; Viridiplantae; Streptophyta; Magnoliopsida; Solanales; Solanaceae. The transcript has 3 exons.